Adineta steineri is the source of this 990-nucleotide messenger RNA. The record is from the annotation of a GenBank genome assembly. NCBI's taxonomy places the organism in Eukaryota, Metazoa, Rotifera, Eurotatoria, Adinetida, Adinetidae.
AUGCAAAUGCCAAAACUUCAUCCAUCUUAUUUUGAACUUAAUCUUGAAUUAAUCCAUCCAUGUAAUCAAGCUCAUGUUGAUUUUCUUCCCGAUAGACCUUAUGCAUUAGUGCUUAUACGUGCACCAUCUGAUGUACAACUUAUGGCAGAUUUAAAACUGAAUGGUAAAGAGAUAGAAGGUGCUGAUCGUGUCAUAUUCGAUAGACAAAAACAAAUCUAUUGCUGCUAUUUUGCUCCAAGUAAUAUUGGUAAAUAUAAGAUAACAGUUUACGGAAAACGAGGCCAUUCACAAAAUGGCGUGCAUAGAUCAGCUCUUGAAUUAAUCAUGAAUGUCAAAAACAUUCCAGUAUCUCAUAUAUCUUAUCCGUACACAUGGCCAUGUUUCCAUGACCUCGAUCUAAAAGUAAUAGCACCAAAAUAUUCUGCAAAUGCUGUUUGGAAUGAUGAUACUUCGUAUGCAGAAGUUCUUAUGGAAGCACCAGAUGAUGUUCAGCUGUCAUGUGACAUUCAAUAUAAUGACGUUAUAAUUGAAAAUGGAUCAUUAGCACAAUUUAAUAAUGAGAAAAAACUUUGGCAACUUUUAUUUGCACCUGAACGUAUAGGUCAAUAUGAACUAAUCGUGUAUGGCAAACGAACUAGUGGUAAUGAAUCGUCCAGUAUGCCAGUCGUUAUGUUCAAUCUUGAUGUUACUGAACUUCGACAUCCAAUGAAGUUUCCUACAACUUAUACUCCAUUUGAAAGAACAAAAUGUCAAAUCUAUACACCUUUAGAUGGUAUUUUGAAGAAAGGAUCAGUUGUACCGAUUCAUUGUGUGAUUCCUAAUGCACUAGACGUUAGAUUAGAUGUUGAUUUUAAGCGGAUCGCAAAUGAAGGUUAUGCAGAUUCAAUUUUACAAAGACAAAUCACUGUUGGUUCAAAAGAAAUAAUUAUUUAUGCUAAAUAUGAACAGGAAUCAGACUAUACGCGUCUCGCAAAAUAUACUGUUGAAUGA